Molecule: messenger RNA, 2177 nt
Organism: Pogona vitticeps (central bearded dragon)
Lineage: Eukaryota; Metazoa; Chordata; Lepidosauria; Squamata; Agamidae
Source: RefSeq, a predicted model, not a curated record
UCAGUUCUGACGAGAUUUGGAAAAUCGGGGCCGGGGGCCGGCGAGCUGAGCCGAAAUUGCCAAGCUGCUCGGAACAUGAGGCGCCCGCCACGAGUUGGGGCCGACGCGGCGGGGCGCCUCCAGACUUGGCCCUUGGGCUCCGCCAGGCCCCUGCCCUGGAUUAAAAACCCCGCUCAGCGACUUGACUCAUUUGCUCGCGCGCGAGCGCACCUACACUCCCCCCCCGCACACCCCUGGACCCUUACCAGCCCCCGUCCCCGUGCCCCUGGUGCUUCACGGGGAUCCAUCUCCCCUGGCAGCCCAAGGCUGCCCCUCGUAGGGCCCUCCGGGAGGUCGCUUCCGGCCCACCUUCCUCCUGGCCCCAAGGAGUGCGUUGCAGCAUCCAGGCAGGGCCCACCUGCGCCAUCCUCCGACCCUUCUUCGCCCAAAGGGGGGGGGCAGGUGCUUCCCUCGCUCCUGGGAGCUCACAAGCAACACCUGGAAGGGGGCGGGGGGGGCUGCCUGCCUUCCCUCCCUUUCCGAGGAAUCCACUUGUUGCUGAGUUGUGGGGGGAGGACACCAAACGAGGGAGGGAGGGGAGCCCGAGAAUCACCAGCCCUCCCUCCGUUUCCCUCUCCUCAUCCCCAGGCCUCCCGGCGGGCCUCCGGUCGCCUUUGCAGUGAAGGGACCCUUCCUGGGCGUCGGUGUUUAACCCCGGACCACCGACAGCUGAAACCUUUUAAGGGCAACAGGAGGAGCCAAGGGCCCGUGCCUUAAGGGGCCUCCGGGACAGUGGAGUCCACCAUGCAGCCUCACCUGUGGACGUGGGUGAACCCUAGCCUGGUCUGCCCCAUUCCUGGGCCGGUGCUCUUCCCCCCAGCUGGCCAGGAGGCUCCUCCAGCCGCCCACUUGCUUUGCCUCCAGGAGGAACAGCUGUGCUCAUCCCUGGCCAGCCAAGCAGAGGAGAGGGGAGGGGAAGCCCCCCAGCCCGUGCUGGCUGAUCUCCCUCAGGCAGAAGACGCUCAAAGAGGCCAAACGCCAGCAUCUCGGAAAGCGAAGACUCUUCGGUCCCGGGGCAGGAAGCUGAAGAGGAUCCAGGGGGGCUGGGCCCGUCCGCCUCUGAACUACUGCAUCCUCAUCAGCCUGGCCCUGAGCAGCAGUGCGGACGGCAGCCUGACAGUGCAGGAGAUUUACCAGUUCACAAGGCAGCACUUCCCCUUCUUCCGCACCGCUCCGGAGGGCUGGAAGAACACCGUCCGGCACAACCUGUGCUUCAGCAGCAGCUUUGAGAAGACCACCGACUUUGUCUGCCUGGAAGGGAACCGCAAGUCCCGCCUGUGGAAGCUCACCUCCGAAGGGCGGCGGAAGUUCCAGGAGGAGAUGCAAGUGCUGACCGAGGAGGUGAUGGGGCUGGUGCACCAGAGCAUGGACAGGCCAGAAUUAAUGAGUUCUCUCUUUGGACUCUGAUCUGGAGGGCGCCUCCUCAGCCACGCAAGUGCAGAGAACGCCAACCCUAACUGGUCACUCACUUCUUUCUGGGAAGUGAUGUCCUUCUGAGGCCUUCAGAAGAGGACCUCCAAGUGGCUGGAAGGAAGCUGGAAGUGCCGAGGAAGCUGAAUCGGGGCCAUGUUCAGAGGCUCCUUCAGAGACAUCCUCUGGGGUGUGGAAGGACCCCAAGCUGGAAAAGACAGAGGACCUUUUGCCCCAUUGCCUGUGCUGUGGGUCACGUUUUGCUUCUUUAGGGCAGAGGUGGGCCGCCAUGACCCUCCAGAUGGGGCUGGACAGCAGGCCCCACUGCAUGGCGCUCUUCUCCACCCCUCCGUGCGCUUGGCGGCGCUGGCUCCCUUGGCUGAGCAUCAGAUUUUGCCGGUGAACAACACCUGGAGGCCAUUGUUUCCCACACAGCGAUUUCUUGGAGGUGGGCAGCAGACUCCCCCCCCUCCCCAUAUGACUGGAUUUGCCAAACCUCUGCUCAUCGCCCUGCCAGGAGGGCUGGGGGUGUGACCCCUUUUUUGUGUUGAGGGUUUCCUGAGGGAAGGAACGUUGGAAGAGAAAGUGCAAAGAGCUGGAUGUGGAGAGCUUUCAUUUUAUUUCUGAUGUUUUGGUUCCUGUUCUUGACAUGUGGAGAAUCCUUCAGCUGUUCCACAAUAAAAGAUUCUGAAACAGUGCAAUCAUCAUUCCUCUGUAGGGUUGGCCUG